Molecule: messenger RNA, 2001 nt
Organism: Westerdykella ornata
Lineage: Eukaryota; Fungi; Ascomycota; Dothideomycetes; Pleosporales; Sporormiaceae
Exons: 2
Coding region: 207-1769 (520 amino acids)
Cellular component (GO): actin cortical patch
Molecular function (GO): phosphatidate phosphatase activity
Source: RefSeq, a predicted model, not a curated record
AGGACCUCUUCCUGCAACUGUCGAGAGAACCCGCAAGACGGGCCCAAGCAUCUCAACAUUCUGCUGCAACCCCGGCUGGACCUUCCAGAGCCAACCUUUCGAUAAAUCUGGUCGCCCUUUCCCCGCUUCCGUUUUCUGUGCUUGCACCGCCGGUCCCGAGCAAUUGUACUCCUCUCCGACUCCCCACCCGCUUGUCGUCAACCGCAAUGUCUGCGACUUCCAGGAAGCAGCAAUCUCUGCUUGUUGGCACUGCACUUCUCACGCUGGGAAAUGCCAUCGCAAUCCCCGGACCCACUCCAGUCCCAGCAAAAGUCGAAGCGCGAGCGCCUCUCAUCACCCCCCCAGUUCGCUAUAUGCAGGACCGAAGAGAUGUUGUCGACGGCAUACUGAGUGGCGCAAACAAUGUACUCCAUUCUUUGGGUAGCGUGCUUGGGACAGAUCUGCCAAGCUACGUAAUGAGCGGUAUUCCAAAUUAUUUCCAGGACUUGCCCACGGGCACCCAGGUUCUGUCGAGGCUAGGGAUUGACGAUAGCGACUUGGCCGCGAAGCCCACUGAAGUGCUCAACAUCCCCCCAUACGCGAAUUGGACAGACCAAGGAUGGAACGUCAGAUUUCACGGGAACGUGUACAAACAGCCGGAUAUUGAUCAGAACAAAGUGGAUGAUCUAGCGAACAUAUUCCUGAUUGAUACCGACAUCAAAAGUUUGCCGCCCGACCAGCAGGCGCAAGCCAGAAAUUUGACGAGGUCCAUUUUCAUCGUGCAGCAGGGUAAUCAGAAUGUGUCAAUGCACCUUGAGCCUGCGCCGAUGCAAGGCUCUUCCGGAGAACCAGGCGGCGGCAAUUCCAUAGAACCGCCUGGAGGGUCCCAGGAUCUGACCCUUCCAUAUCUCACGACCGACCAAGGGGAUUUUGACGUCUUCGUUCCAAUAAAAAAUGUCUCUGGGGGCGGGCUGUUGGCGGGGAAUGAAACCAACAAUGUUCAACGUCUCAACGUCUACGCCAAUGGCACACUCACAGGCAAUGCGACCGCAUUUCUUGUGCCACCAAAUGGACUCACGUUCAUCUCCGAUAUCGAUGACAUCCUUCGUGUCACCAAGAUCUACGAUCCGAAAGAGGGACUACUGAAUUCUUUCGCUCGUCCCUUCACCCCUUGGAUGAACAUGCCUGACAUCUACGCGAACUGGAGUCGCACCUUGCCCAACGAUACCCACUUCCACUACCUAACUACGACCCCAGAGCAGGCUACAAGGCUCUACAUGGAUUUCAUAUACAAGACUUAUCCUGGCGGGUCCUUUGAUACUCGACCACUCAAUUUCUCAGACGUCUCCGCGACCCUCUCCAUCCGUGGAUACCUACUCACCAAGAUAUUCCAAACUUUCCCGCGUCGCAAAUUCAUCCUAGUCGCCGACACGUCCAACUCGGACAUCAUGACCCAUUACCCGCAGCUUGCCCACGACUAUCCCAACCAGGUCCAGUGCAUCUUUAUCCGCAACACCUCUGCCACGGACGAGUCCAACAAGUUCCCGUACAACACGAAGGGGUUUAAGGGUUUGCCGCAGCAAAAGUACAUGUUCUUCAAGGUACCAGAUGACCUCCGGGGGUUGGACAUUGUCAACGGGAAUUGUUGGAACCAGACAAUCAAGCAAAACGUCACUUUUGGUCUUCAGGACGAGGUCCUGGGGAUCCGUGGUGAGGGGACGAACGUGAAAGGGAGCGCGCUGCUGAGCCUUUUCGUUGCGUUUGCUGUGGCUGUGAUGACUGUGUGGUGAUGACUGCUAGUUGUUUACGAGCAAUUGGCGCAAGUGCGGUUCUGUUCCUUUUUGGUGUGGACUUGUUUGGUUUGAGAUGCUUCUGCGUCCAAGCAACUUAACCGGGUAUACCUACAGGUAGCCAUUUCCUCCUCCCUUGCACUACAACUUCUAUCUCUAGAACAACUAGAUACUCUGUCUGGUUCAUGCUAAGGGCUCCCUCAAAAUAGCCAAGGAACUUUGUGGUUAUUAA